Molecule: messenger RNA, 2011 nt
Organism: Spathaspora passalidarum NRRL Y-27907
Lineage: Eukaryota; Fungi; Ascomycota; Pichiomycetes; Serinales; Debaryomycetaceae
Gene: CPH2
Product: Cph2p
Exons: 1
Coding region: 119-1474 (451 amino acids)
Source: RefSeq, a predicted model, not a curated record
UUCAUUAUUUGGAGGUUCUGGUGAGAAUGAUUUCCGUAGUUUGGGAGCUUUACCAUUUUCUUAUUUAUUGCCUAAUAGCAUCCUCAACCCAAGUCCAUUGACUAUUCAAUUAUGGAACAUGACCAAGUUAUUAUUAGUACUUGGAAGUGUAGCCAGUAUUAUAAUACCCAUCUUCAACCAAGUAAGGACUCCAGCCAAGAAGAAUAAUAACAAAAAUAGCUCUUCGCAUCCAUUAAUAGAUUGGUUCUUGAUAAGCUUUGGUAUGAAACUUCCUAAUAAAUUAUCUCCUGAAGAACGUACCCUGAUCAUUGGCCAUUUACAAGGUUCGGCUAAAGGUAGUUGGUCCACUUUAGUUUCUGACUACUUUUAUUUAAACACUUGUGAAAUUAAUUUUGAAAAUUGUUUCUUGUCAUUAUUAAUUGGAAGAAUGUUGCAAAGCAAAUACACCAAAUUCACCCCAAUUAUUAACCAUCAAUUAAUGAUGAAGGCCGGGUUAUUAAUGAAUCUUCACGAUAAAAGUGAUGAUAAGUACUUGAAGAAAUUGAACCAACUAGUUGGUAAGGUUGACGGUAUUUCCAUGUUUGCCAGUGAAGAUUUAAUUGCUCGUUUAACUAAUGUAUUUGAAGGUAAGCUAAUUCAUAACGGAAUCACUGAUGGUCAAAAUCAUAUCAAAUAUGUUGAAUUGUAUCAGGAAUUCCAAAAUGAUUAUUAUGGUAUUGUUUUAAACUGGAGAUUGUUGGAAAUUAUUCAUCAAUUGAAUUUGACGUACCUUGAAGAAUUGAAUGAAGAUCAUGAACAAAUUCUUAACGAUGUACAAACCAUUGAAAAGAUUUUGGAUCAGAAAUCCAGCAUUUACAAAUACUUUGAAUUAUUUGUUACAAUUAUUGAUUCUAAACGCUCCCCAAACUUGUAUGCUUCAUUAAGAGGAAAGGUCCAAAAUUCAUUAGAUAGAUUCAAAGCGGAAAUUGAAGGCUUAGAUUUAACUGAUCAUGAAAUUUACAACACUUCAGACGAAGAAAAUACCGAGCUUGAAGAUGCUCCUCCAGCCCCACCAAAGGUUAAGCCUAGUUUACGUGCUCAAAGAAGUUUAGUUGCUUCUUUGGGAUUAGUUGAUGAAGAAGAGUUUAUCAUUUUAACCAGUUGUUUGAUUUUAUACUUUACUAGUCUUCAACAACCAUCUCAAGCGCUGAGAUUAUUGUUUUACUUGAAGGAUUCUAGUUCCAAACUCACUUUACUUGGAUUCACUGCUUUGGUUACAUUGAUAAAUAACUUGAAACCUACUGCUGAUGAGGACUCGGAAGCAUUGGACAUUUUAGUAAAGAAUUGCCGUGAAUGGUUAAACGAUACUAAAUUAACUGACUUUAUGGAAGUUGAAUUACGAUCCGAAUUAACCAAGAUUGUGGUUAAUAAAGGUAUGAUUUUAAAUGGAGUUGAGGAUGAAACUGAGGAUAAUGUUGUUAUAAAUAAAGAUUGAAUAGAGUGAAGCCCAUAUGCUUUGUUAAUGCUUUCGCUUGAUUUUAAUAUGUUAUAUGUAUAGUUUUCUUGUUUUUAUAUCAUAAAAUUUAUAAAUAGUAUUUAUUUCUUGUUAAUACAGUUGUCAUUCGUUAAGUGUUAUUGUUGUAGAACUCGUCUUUAAAGAAUAUCAAUUGUUUGUAACUUGAGCAAUGUAUCAUAGAAGCUUGGCUAAGCGCAUAACUUACAGCCGAUUACUAUACGAAGUUAAUACUCCUUAUCCGUAGCGACCGUAGUAGAUUGCUAUUUCAGUAUGCACAACGAUCUCACUCAAAGAGCAUUUUAAAUAGAUACAAUAGGGUCUAAUUAUAGACCCUUAAAUGCGGGGAAUCACACGAGUAAGACCGUAUUGCUUUCGAAAUGGGCAAGUGGGGCACUUGCCAGGUUUUUGUUUCAGUUUGACAUUUGAAAUGGGGCCAUCCGUAUUUACACGAUGUCAUUGUUCCAGCAGUUGAAUUAUAAUCAAUAGGGUCGUGUAGCAAUGUGUAAAUGUGUUGAU